ACGAACAUCUGAGCAUUGUUUAUCAAUUAAAAUUGGCGGGAUUGUCUCAGUAAUUACUGGCAAUUGCUUCAUAAACCUUCAGGAAAGCUCGUCAUGGCGAGUGCAGGGAAAUUGCAACCGGUGAAGGUCGCUGAACUCCUGGGGCACCCAAAAAGUGCUGGAAAAGAGUCAGUGUCAGAGCGCAAGAAAAUGGAGCCUGUGAGGAUAAAACAACUGCUGGAGUCCACCUCGAAGUCCUGUUCUCGCUCUACUGAUCGCGUCACUCGGCCCACGUUCUUAAUCCCAGGGAAAGGUGUUCGUCGGAAGCUGUACGACCGCUCGCCCUCCCCGCGCACCAGUAGACCCUCAAUCUGUCCCCCGAAGUGGACGCGCCCCUCGACCCGCGCCUCAGCAAUCGCCCCCAAAAACCCCUCCCGCAUGACCCUCCUGCCCCCUUCGAAAGCCCGACAGUCCCUCCUCCCCCCUCAUCCCUCAAAACCCUCGACAAAGCCUCGAAAAAGCUUCCUCCUCCCCCCGAAUUCCAUCGUGAAGCAGCACAUGGAGAAGUCCUUCCACGAAAAAACAAUCCUGGAGGCGUCCCUCAUCAUCACGGAAGAAAAUCCCCAGGAUAACCCCCAGGAAACGGUGAGACUCGAGCGGCCAACAGUGAUAAUUCGCUCGCAAUCGUCGAAGAAGGCUCAGAAGCCCUCGGAACCUCCCCCCGAGGACCUCGACGCGACCUUCUCCAAGGACUCAGACUCCCCGGAGGACCUGGAGAAGUCACUGGAGAAUAAAGAAAACAUUCCCCCACCUGUCGAGCCCUCCACGCAGCCCCUGGCCGAGUCGAAGUCCGUUAAACUCGAUUCGGAGCUGCCCCAGGAGAUACUGAGACGUCUCGAGAAGAUAGAAGUGGCCAUCGAGGAGAUCAGAACCACGCAGAAUCGCAAACUACAGACCGUGGAGCAAAUCUACGAUUUUUUGAAGAGUUUAAUUGAAGGGAAGAGAGAGAAUUCCAAAGUUUUGGCGACUCUCGAUCGGGUUUUGGAUAAGGAAAAUUUGGUUUCUGGGAGCAGAUCCAGGAGACGGUCCAAGGCCUCCCCUGGGGAGCGCAGGCGAUCGGCUAGGAUUGCCGAGAGGCAGAGUAAUGACCCUGAUGACAGCUUUUCGAUGCUCGAGGAGAAGCUCAACGUGAAGUCCACUGGGAAAAGUACGAAGGUCGUGACGCCAGGGAAGAAGACUCCGGUGCACGAUCAGUUCAUGAGGCGCAGGUGCAAGAGUGAAAGGGCGUUGAGGGAGUACCUCGCGAUGAAGGCGAGCAUGAGUUAUCUGGAGACCCCGGAGGCUGGAAAGCUCAGGGAAAUGCAGGGGGUGAACACUCCUUCUGGGAAGAAAAGCCUGAGGAGGUCGAUAUCGAGAAAAGUCUUUGAUGAACUGGAGGAUCUUUACAGCGAUGAUAUCGAGUAGAGGAUUAUUUUGUCGAAGCAUUGAUUGACUCUAAAGAUUAAUUUAAGGAGAUUUAUAUCUAUUGAGAGGCAAUGGAGCUUACCAUCGGAGUAGUAACUAGAUUUCAAGUUUUUUCGUCGUCAGACGACUAUUCAAAAAAACACAAACACGCUCACAUUAUCAAUAAUCUUGGUAUUUAUAAUGUAAGAAAUUGGAACCCAAUUUCUACUCCGAUGGUAAGUUCCAUUACCUCUUGAAAGUUUAAAAAAAUUCGGAAUAGGUUUUUAUAUUUUUGUAAGGACUAGGCAAGAGUUGGGAGGAUUUUCUGUAUAAAUUGCAUUUUUAUGAACAAUAAAAGCAUCAGAAUAAGAAUA
This is a messenger RNA of Diachasma alloeum, 1796 nucleotides long. RefSeq lists its product as uncharacterized. The transcript has 5 exons. Bases 94 to 1443 code for a protein of 449 amino acids. Lineage: Eukaryota; Metazoa; Arthropoda; Insecta; Hymenoptera; Braconidae. The record is from RefSeq and is a predicted model, not a curated record.